ACUUGGCCCAAAUAAUGAGAGGAGCCCAAUACUUGCUUUUUAGGGUUUCACCUCUCUUUCUCAUCAGUCCCUCACUCCCUCUCUCUCUCUCAUCAAUCGCUCACUCCCUCUCUCUCUCCUCUCCUCUCGUUAUUCACCUCUCUUCUCCUUCCCUCCCAUCUCCAAUACUUGAGUAGCGAUUGUGUUCAUCUUGAGACGAGAAACUUGACCGGCGGCUUCAUACAAGAGCUCCCAAGCGGCGUCGUUUUGGGCGGAGGUGUAACCGGCGGUGAUGGAACUCUUGCUCGAAAACCCAAUCCGGUUCGACCAGGGUCCGAACCCAGUUAGCGUCGAUUGUGGCGACAUUGAGAAUAACUAAGCCCGUAGGCUUCUUCAUCUUUAGAUCUAAGUCGUUGAACGAACUGAUGCUAGGUAAGAUUUUUCUCUUUGUAAUCAUCGAAUAUUAAGUUGGAAGAUUUAUCAGUUUGAAUGUGGUAAACGAUGAUUGUCUGAGUUGAUUCAACUUUAUUUUUUGAAAUUUAUGUUGUUUUUAAUUGAUUUAAGUUUCUGGGUAAUGGAUUUUUGGGAUAUUUUGUGCUGAAUUUUUGCAAUUUAGGGUUUAAUUUUAAUUUAAUGGUGAAGAAGUUAACAAUUUUCCCCAAUUUGAUUUUGAACAGAAGGAAAGAAAGCGAAAUUGACAUGGAAGAAUCUCGAGAAAGACAAGCUUGUGGUCUCCACUUCCUGCUCACUUCUUCACACUACUUUUGAUCUUGUUAACGAGACUUAAAGCUUGAUGAUGAAAUCAAGUCAUGGCUUGCAUUUGCUGCACAGAAAGUUGUUAAAGUUAACGCUUUGGCCAAGGCGUUUGUCUGGUCAGAAGGAUGAGCAAGAGACUUGCUACCAAAUUGCUUUGGCCAUCAAGGAUGAGGUUGAGGAUCUUGAGAAGGCUGGUAUCAAUGUUAUCCAAAUUGACGAGGUUGCUUUGAGAGAAGGUUUGCCACUCAGGAAGUCUGAGCACGGUAGCUACUUGAAGUGGGCCGUCCACUCCUUACGUAUCACCAAUGUUGGAGUCCAAGACCCAGAUUUCCCCAUUGCCCAGGAAUUUACACUAAUGAGCAAGUCGAAGCAAGGAAGAAAGUGGUUAAUGCUGUUCAUGCAAAGGGUGCAUUCAUCUUCUGCCAGUUUGUCGAGCCUCGCAUACAAAUUAACUAUUCACUCUAUAUAGUUAUAAAUUUUCAUGUUGUAUUAAGGACUAUUAUUUAUAUAGUAGCUUUUGACUCAUGUUAGGGAGUUGUUGUAAAGUUGUAUCUUUGAUUUUAUAAUUAAUUAUAUUUUACAUUUAUUAUUAUUGAAUAUUGAUAAUAGUAAUUAAAAUUUGGCAUC
Molecule: messenger RNA, 1362 nt
Organism: Chenopodium quinoa (quinoa)
Lineage: Eukaryota; Viridiplantae; Streptophyta; Magnoliopsida; Caryophyllales; Amaranthaceae
Product: 5-methyltetrahydropteroyltriglutamate--homocysteine methyltransferase-like
Exons: 4
Coding region: 773-1204 (143 amino acids)
Molecular function (GO): zinc ion binding; 5-methyltetrahydropteroyltriglutamate-homocysteine S-methyltransferase activity
Source: RefSeq, a predicted model, not a curated record